Messenger RNA from Guillardia theta CCMP2712, 544 nucleotides. RefSeq lists its product as hypothetical. The transcript is spliced from 3 exons. Lineage: Eukaryota; Cryptophyceae; Pyrenomonadales; Geminigeraceae. The record is from RefSeq and is a predicted model, not a curated record. The coding region runs from base 69 to 425 and encodes 118 amino acids.
AGUUUUGACACAGAGCUCAGACAAGCAUUCAACAAACAAUCUUUUCCGUGACAAACAAACAUUGAGACAUGCUCUCUCGUUUCGUUCAGAAAACUCUCUACACUGUCCCCAAGAGGACUAUCUACAGUUCCGCCAGUGCCAACAUUCGCGCAUUGAAUUCCAUCCUAAAGAAGCUCGAGCUAGAAAAUGCAUCGCUGGAGAAGGGAGGCAAGGGACAUUGGAAGAUGUCCGAGGAGGGUGUCCCGUUCCGCUGCCCUGACAACAGGCUGGAGCAGGAGAACAUCAAGAGGUCGAUCGAGAAGCUGCACAACGGAACGAGAAUUCUCAUGGCCGAGACGAUCGCGGAGCUCAACAACGGGGUGAAGCCUUCGGCCAAGGAGCUCGACGCCUGGGUCCACUCCCUUGAUGCUGGAACGGACUGGUGAGGAGGAGGAAGUGAAAGGCUUGCGAUGUGUGCGAAGAGGAUUGGACGCUGUGCCAGGACGGAAGAGGCAGAGCAAUGAUAUCAUCCUCUGUUUGUGUAAAUACAUUCCGACGAUUGAGA